Raphanus sativus (radish) is the source of this 453-nucleotide messenger RNA. RefSeq lists its product as uncharacterized. Gene Ontology annotation, molecular function: RNA-DNA hybrid ribonuclease activity; nucleic acid binding. The transcript has a single exon. The coding region runs from base 1 to 453 and encodes 150 amino acids. Lineage: Eukaryota; Viridiplantae; Streptophyta; Magnoliopsida; Brassicales; Brassicaceae. The record is from RefSeq and is a predicted model, not a curated record.
AUGCCAUCAAGUAUUCAAUACUACUGUCAGGUUGAUGCUUCGUGGAAAAAUGAUAAGGAAGUGGCAGGAGUUGGUUGGUCCUUACAUAGCAUGCAAGGCAAUCAGUUGCUUCAGGGAUCCACUUCCAUACGUGCAACAAAUACACCAGGAGAAGCAGAAACCGAAGCUUUGCGGAUAGCAGUUACCCAAGUGCGAGCACUGGCCUUCGAUAAAGUUCACUUUGUAAAUGACUGUAAGACUAUAGUGGAUGAGUUGGUUCAGUAUAUCACAGGAGCAACCAUCGGGAAAGUCCGUAACACGGAAAACAUCUCCAUGAUACAGGACAUUGCAAGAGUUGCUAAGGAUAAUGGUUUUACCUUCUCUUAUAUGCCUAGGAAUAUAUUAUGGCUAGUAGAUGAACUUGCCAAAAAGGCUAGAUGUAAUAAUCAAAACUAUGUAAUAACUUGGUUUUAA